UGGUUGGGGCGUCAGAUGGGCCUAUCACCGACCCGAGAAAACACCUGGAAUUCACACCUUAAAUCCACUCCUCCUGGCGUCCUAUUGGUGGAGUGCCCACAUAUAUCCGUCACUCUGCAUCACCAGGAGGAUGACAGCGGCCUGCAGCAGAGAGCCAAAACACCAUCAGCAUCUGUAACCAUGCGUUUUAGCCACGACCCCGCCGCUUUCCAGCUCUGCGCAAACGGCGCUAUGUUCGAAAGCGAAGACUUGGGCUCCGCAGACGUGGAGCAGAUGACCGAGGUGCGCUCCCCGAGUUCAGGGCCCUCCAGCCCGCUGUCGGUGAACUCGGACUACAGCUGCGCCAGCCCCGAGGCCAAGUCUUCUUCAGCGCAGCAGAGAGUCAGGAGGCCCCUGAACGCCUUCAUCAUCUGGACUAAAGAGGAGCGCAGGCGGCUGGCGCAUCUUAACCCAGACCUGGAGAACACGGAUCUGAGCAAAAUACUCGGAAAAACCUGGAAGGCCAUGUCUCUGGCUGAGAAGCGUCCAUACAUGCAGGAGGCUGAGCGCCUGAGGGUCCAGCACACAAUCGACUAUCCCAACUACAAGUACAGGCCCCGCAGGAGGAAGCAGCUGAAGAAGAGCUCCAAGCCUCCGAGUGCAGAUGCCUCCUCUUCCCUCCCCUCGCUCUGCAGCUCAGGCUUCACGAUGCCCUACAACCUCACCUACCUUCUCCAGAACCAGCAGCAAUCCUACCCAAGCACGCCCGCUUUCCCAAACUCCCCAGCUAACUGCACCCCUUUGCGCAGCAGCUACCCAAACACUCCAGUUUUUCCAGACACAGCAGCAGCAGCAGCAGCAGACGCCUUCCAAAAUAGGCCUGAGGUGUACCCAAACCCGUCUGCGUACCCUGCAGAGCCUCAGGUGUAUUUUGGCAGUCAGCACGGGCACAUGCAGUACGGUUUCUCAAACUCUACAGGUCCCCAUGUGGAUCAGGCGGAGUCCAGGGUUUACGGGGGCCUGCUGUGCCCUGCUGGGCCCUCCCUGGAGUUUUACCUGGAGCAGGUUCAGCUGGACAUGCUGUACGAUCUGGACCGCAGCGAGUUCGAACAGUACCUGGGUCCGAACCCCCACAGGCCUGAGUCAGUGGAUCCCAGCAGCUACCAUCAGCAGAGCUGCCACAGAGAGAGACGCUCACUGUCGUAAAACUACUACAAAUGGUGUAUUUAUUUAAAUUAUUUCAGUGUGUCAUUUGAUGACUGCUGAAAGUGUAUAUUGUGCAUUUUGUUUUUGACCAGUUGUGUUUUUAAAUGACUAGUGUACUGUCUUUCAGUGUAAUUAUAAUGUAUCAAUAAAUAAUUAAUUCAA
Molecule: messenger RNA, 1347 nt
Organism: Siniperca chuatsi (mandarin fish)
Lineage: Eukaryota; Metazoa; Chordata; Actinopteri; Centrarchiformes; Sinipercidae
Gene: sox32
Product: SRY-box transcription factor 32
Exons: 2
Coding region: 16-1185 (389 amino acids)
Biological process (GO): anatomical structure morphogenesis; regulation of DNA-templated transcription; cell differentiation
Molecular function (GO): DNA-binding transcription factor activity, RNA polymerase II-specific; RNA polymerase II cis-regulatory region sequence-specific DNA binding
Source: RefSeq, a predicted model, not a curated record